This is a messenger RNA of Manihot esculenta (cassava), 1254 nucleotides long. RefSeq names its product polyadenylate-binding protein 2. Lineage: Eukaryota; Viridiplantae; Streptophyta; Magnoliopsida; Malpighiales; Euphorbiaceae. The record is from RefSeq and is a predicted model, not a curated record. Bases 624 to 995 code for a protein of 123 amino acids. The transcript is spliced from 6 exons. Gene Ontology annotation, molecular function: RNA binding.
AGAUGGAGGAUGAAGCUGCUGCUCUGCGGGAGAUGCAGGCCAAAGUUGAGAAGGAGAUGAGUUCUGCGCAAGAUCCUGCUGCUGCUACAUCUCAAGCUAGUAGAGAGGAAGUAGAUUCGCGGUCUGUGUUUGUUGGCAAUGUCAGGCUGCAUUCUUCAAGUUUCUGAUUAACUAGUUCUGGGAUUGGGUCAUAGUGUUUAUGAUAUUAAUACUUGGGAUAGAAAAAAAAAUUGUGCAUGAUAACAUAGCAGAGAAAAUGAUAAGAAAGAAAUUUUGAGAAAAGAAAAUUUCAAGGCUUUUGAAACCAAUAAUUUCAAGGGAAAAAAAAAUGGGAGGUGAUAAAUGCCAAAAUCUUUCUGAGUGCUCAUAACAGAAAAGAAGAAGAGAAUCAAUAGAUCUAUAGAUUAGAACUAAAGUGUGUCGGUUGAGUUAAUUUGAGCGAGUUCUUGAGCCAGGAUGGACAUAGGAAAAGGUGUGGUUCAAGAUUCCUGAGCCUAGACUCAAUCGGGUAUGAGGAGUAGCAUGCAGGAAGGGGGAAGACUAGCUAUGUACAAAGUACAACCCCACAGAGCUGCUUGUCAUGGAGGUUAAUGCUCGAGGAAUGAGUAGGCAUUUUACUCCUUAUGGUGGACUAUUCAUGCACCCCUGAAGAAGUGCAGCAGCACUUCCAAUCAUGUGGGACGGUAAAUAGGAUCACUAUUCGUACUGACAAGUAUGGCCAACCAAAGGGUUAUGCAUAUGUAGAAUUCCUGGAGACAGAGGCUGUUCAUGAGGCUCUCCUUCUGAAUGAAUCUGAAUUGCAUGGCCGCCAAUUGAAGGUGACUGCUAAAAGGACCAAUGUACCAGGGAUGAAGCAGUUCCGUCCUCGCCGGCCCAACCCUUACAUGGGGUUUACGCCCAGGGGCUCACAUAUGCCUCCUUAUUUCUACAAUCCUUAUGGAUAUGGGAAGGUUCCAAGAUACAGAAUGCCUAUGCGUUACAGUCCCUAUAAUUGAAUCAAAAUAGACAGAGCCAGCUAAACUUUUACUAGUUUUGUGUUCAAUUAUCAUUUUUGGAAAAAUUGGAUGAGCAAUAGCAAAGUUUUGCCACUUUGUAUCAAUGAGGUAGAAUGUGCGAGAAUUAAGCAUUAUUUCAGUUUUUGGUAGACAAUGCCACUUGUGAUUUGCUUGAGCUUUAAGUCUGAAAAUUUCCUUUACUGCUGUAUAAUGAUUGUUGCAAUUGGUAUAUGAUAUGGCUCAUCUCUUCCCCAUGCAA